UUAUAGAAAAUAUGAAGAAAUAUAUCCUCCUGAUAUUGGAGAAUUUGUUUAUAUAACUGAUGACACUUAUACCAAAAAACAAGUCUUACGGAUGGAGCAUUUAAUUCUUAAAGUAUUGUCAUUUGAUUUAGCAGUACCAACAGCUUCAUAUUUUCUUCAUUUAUUUUGUUGUAUUGGAAAUAUUCCACAAAUUACAGAACAUUUAGCUCAAUACCUUUGUGAACUUUCUCUUUUGGAAGCUGAUCCUUACUUGCAAUAUUUACCAAGUGAGAUAGCUGCUUCAGCAUUAUCACUUGCAAAUCACACAUUAGGGAGAAAACCUUGGAAUGAAGAAUUACAGAGAUAUACUGGACUUCAACUUAGUGAUUUUAAUGACUGUAUUAAAUCUUUAUAUAAAAGCUUUACUAAUGCUCCCUCCUAUCCUCAACAAGCAGUAAUGGAANUUGCUGGAAAAGUUAAGCUCGUGCUGGAUUUUUUUUUUCUUUCUUAUUGA
This is a messenger RNA of Centruroides sculpturatus (bark scorpion), 493 nucleotides long. RefSeq names its product G2/mitotic-specific cyclin-A-like. The transcript is spliced from 3 exons. The annotation marks the transcript as partial. Gene Ontology annotation, biological process: regulation of cyclin-dependent protein serine/threonine kinase activity; mitotic cell cycle phase transition. NCBI's taxonomy places the organism in Eukaryota, Metazoa, Arthropoda, Arachnida, Scorpiones, Buthidae. The record is from RefSeq and is a predicted model, not a curated record. Gene Ontology annotation, cellular component: nucleus; cytoplasm; cyclin A2-CDK2 complex. Gene Ontology annotation, molecular function: cyclin-dependent protein serine/threonine kinase regulator activity.